Candida albicans SC5314 is the source of this 900-nucleotide messenger RNA. RefSeq names its product Pra1p (gene PRA1). Gene Ontology annotation, molecular function: integrin binding; zinc ion binding; metallopeptidase activity. Lineage: Eukaryota; Fungi; Ascomycota; Pichiomycetes; Serinales; Debaryomycetaceae. The transcript has a single exon. Gene Ontology annotation, cellular component: fungal-type cell wall; cell surface; extracellular region. The record is from RefSeq and is a predicted model, not a curated record. Bases 1 to 900 code for a protein of 299 amino acids.
AUGAAUUAUUUAUUGUUUUGUUUAUUUUUUGCUUUUUCCGUUGCUGCACCAGUUACGGUUACCAGAUUUGUUGAUGCUUCACCUACAGGUUACGAUUGGCGGGCCGACUGGGUUAAAGGUUUUCCGAUUGAUCUGUCGUGUAAUGCCACACAAUAUAAUCAAUUAUCUACUGGGUUGCAAGAAGCUCAAUUAUUAGCUGAACAUGCCAGGGACCACACAUUGAGAUUCGGUAGCAAAUCGCCAUUUUUCAGAAAAUACUUUGGAAAUGAGACUGCAAGUGCUGAGGUUGUUGGUCAUUUUGACAAUGUUGUCGGUGCUGACAAAUCAUCCAUUUUGUUUCUUUGUGAUGACUUAGAUGAUAAGUGCAAAAAUGAUGGCUGGGCUGGUUAUUGGAGAGGUUCCAACCAUAGCGAUCAAACUAUUAUUUGUGACUUAUCUUUUGUUACCAGAAGAUACUUAACCCAACUAUGCUCCAGUGGAUAUACCGUCUCGAAAUCUAAGACAAACAUUUUUUGGGCAGGUGACUUGUUACACAGAUUCUGGCACUUGAAAUCGAUUGGUCAACUUGUUAUUGAACAUUACGCUGACACUUAUGAGGAAGUCCUUGAAUUGGCUCAAGAAAAUUCAACUUAUGCUGUAAGAAACUCAAACUCAUUGAUUUAUUAUGCUUUGGAUGUGUAUGCAUAUGAUGUGACAAUUCCCGGCGAAGGGUGCAAUGGAGAUGGUACUCUGUACAAGAAAUCAGAUUUUAGCAGCUUCGAGGAUAGCGACAGUGGCUCUGAUUCAGGGGCCAGUAGCACAGCCUCAAGUUCUCAUCAACAUACCGAUAGCAACCCUAGCGCCACAACAGAUGCUAACCUGCAUUGCCACACACAUGCAGAUGGUGAAGUCCACUGUUAA